Messenger RNA from Bicyclus anynana (squinting bush brown), 498 nucleotides. RefSeq lists its product as uncharacterized. Lineage: Eukaryota; Metazoa; Arthropoda; Insecta; Lepidoptera; Nymphalidae. The transcript has a single exon. Bases 1 to 498 code for a protein of 165 amino acids. The record is from RefSeq and is a predicted model, not a curated record.
AUGGUCAGAGAGAGGUUCUGUUGUGAUGAUGAGACGGGCGAAGUUAUAACCUAUCAAGUGAACGAUGAGACAGGAGAGCGAGCGCUGGUUAAUAAUUUACCUAAAAUUUACGUUGACGACCGAAUGUCUGACAAUCGCAAACUCUUGGCAUUUCCUACGGGAUACGUGAACAAAAACAAAAAGUUUCGAGAUCUCAAAGAGAAGAUUAUCACAGGCGCUAACACAACAAGUCCUAGGAUGUUGCUAGUGAUACCCACACUCCUGAUUUUCCACAGUUUUGUUUGUGUGAUACUAAUGCUGCUGGAAAUAUUUUUGCACAUCAGAUGCCACAAGAAGAACAAAAAUUUGAAAGAUCCAAACUUAUAUUACAGAAGUCCAUUCCAUGUUAUUACUGCUACCUUCUGUGGGUGGUGUCGUGAAUGUGAUAUGGCAUCCAAAAUUGGGCAAAUACAGGACAAAAGAAGAUAUAAAUAUGAUUACCUUAGAGGUGCAAUAUAA